AUGGCAGGGAGUGGUGUCGCAAAGAAAGGGGGCGCGGUGCCGGCCGUGCAGGACCUCCCCGUAUCGGCGCUCGCGGACAAAAUCCAGCCCAAGACCUUCCAGGCCUUGACGCAGGGGCCGUUUCACCUCGCUACGCUCACCGAGGUGCAGCGCGAGGUGUUUUCGCUGCUUCCCGAGGUCGCAUUCGGUGGCCUGGUCAAGACUUCGGAACCACUUGCCGACGGCGAAGGCCGCGACUUGCUCGUCAAGGCCCGCACCGGUACCGGCAAGACGCUCGGUUUCUUGGUGCCCGCUACCGAGGCGCGCCGCAAUGCCUGGGCGGCGCUCCGGAACGGCACUGUGCCCGAGGCAUUUGCGCGCUACGUGUCGAAGCACGAGGACCACAAGCUGCUCGAGGCACGUACGGCCGAGCAGCUCGCCAAGCUCCGCACCAUCUUUCAACGCCGCGCCGUUGGCACGCUGAUCGUUUCGCCUACGCGUGAGCUCGCGAGCCAGAUCGCGGCCGAGGCCAAGAAGCUGCUUUCGCACCAGUCCAACGUCGGUGUCCAGCUCUUUGUCGGUGGCGAAAGCCCGCGCAUGCAGCGCAAGACCUGGCAGACGACGCCCCGCGACGUGGUCGUCGCGACGCCGGGCCGUCUGCUCGACAUGUUGCAGGACGAGAAGCUUGCGGAUGCAAUCGGUACCACGCAGACGCUUGUCUUGGACGAGGCCGACAUGCUGCUCGAGAUGGGUUUCCGCGAAGAUAUCCAAAAGAUUAUCAACUACCUCCCCAGCACCGAAGAGCGCGCGACGAUGCUCUUUAGUGCGACGGUCAACAAGAACAUUGAGCGCAUCGCCCGCGCAACGCUCCAUCCGAACCACCGUUUCAUCGACUGCGUGCCGCCCGGCGAGGACAAUGUGCACACCCGUAUUCCCCAGUACGUCACGACGAUUGCGGACGCUGCCGACCUCCUGCCCCAUGUCCUGCGCCUCAUUGCGCGCGACCAGCUGGAGCACGGCGCCAAGUCCAAGGUGAUGCUCUUCUGCCCUACGACCAAGGUCACGCAGGCGCUCUCGCUCCAGCUCCAGGAAGUGCGUGCGCAGCUCCCUGCGGAGAACGAGACGAUGGUCUUUGAUAUCCACAGUGGGCGCGAGCAGGCGCAGCGCUCCAAGAUCAGCCAGCGCUUCCGCAUGUGCAAGGCCAAUCCGAGUGUGAUGGUGACGAGUGACGUGAGUGCGCGUGGCGUCGACUACCCCGGCGUGACGCAAGUCAUUCAGCUCGGCAUCCCGAGCUCCAAGGAGCUGUACGUGCACCGUGUCGGUCGUACUGGCCGUGGCGGCAGCGACGGCCGCUCGGACCUCGUCGUGUCCGACUUUGAGUCGGGCUUUGUCACGUUCGAGCUGCAGGACAUGCCGCUGCAGCCGCUCGCUGCCGGUAAGCUCGCUGCCGAGGUCGCAAGCAUGGCCGAGGCACUCGAUGCGGAGCCCCCGCGCCCCCGCGCCAAGCUCUUCCGGGGCAAGAAGCGCACCGAGGUUCCGGUGCAGCUCCAGGACUACUGCCCGGCGGCGCCGCGCCUCACCGAUGAGGUGCUGCGCAGGGCCGUCGACGAGGCGCGGUACAGUCUCCUGGACGAGCCGACGUCGCGCCGCAUGUUUACAAGCCUUCUUGGCUUUUACAUGAGCCACAUCCAGGAGCUGCGCACGAACAAGCGUAACCUCCUCGACGCAAUCAGCGAGUGGAUGGUCGGCACGUCGGGCCUCACCGAGCGCCCGACGCUCUCGUCGUUUGCGCUGCAGCAGAUGGGUAUCUUUGGCGGCCCCAACAAGGACCGCGGCCAGGACCGCGGCAGGGCACGCCCCCGCAGCGACCGCGCGCCGCGCAAGAGCUUCGCCAAGCGGGGCAAGGACCGUUGGUAA
This is a messenger RNA of Malassezia japonica, 1896 nucleotides long. Its product is annotated as RNA helicase. The transcript has 2 exons. Lineage: Eukaryota; Fungi; Basidiomycota; Malasseziomycetes; Malasseziales; Malasseziaceae. Bases 1 to 1896 code for a protein of 631 amino acids. Gene Ontology annotation, molecular function: ATP binding; nucleic acid binding. Gene Ontology annotation, cellular component: mitochondrion. The record is from RefSeq and is a predicted model, not a curated record.